ACAUCCACACACACUCACCCUGAACACGGCUCUGCCGUCAUUCCCUCUCGCCUCGCAUGCGCAGCGCUGACAGCGGAGCGCGCGUGCAGUGCGCGUGGAGGUGGCCGAGGUGGCAGCAUCUGUGUCCAAUCGGCGCGCCGCAACCCCGCACCAGCGCGACCCGAAGGAUGCUCCAGGUGACGAGACAGCGCCGCACGGUGGUGGCCAUCGCGCUCAACGUGCUGGCGCUGGGCUUCUCGAGCACGGCGUUCCUCUCCACCUACUGGUGCCAGGGCAUCCACAAGGUGGUGAAGCCCAUCUGCAACCCGGAGCGUGGCCAGCACGUGAACUGCGUGCACAUGAACGGCACCACGGUGGGCGGCGAGGAGAUCCUCGUGGCCAGCGCCGCCACCGCCGGCGGUGCCGGCGGUGGCGUCAAUGCGUCGCGCGACGGCCCGGUGGGCGCCGUGAGCUACAGGAGCGUGCACGUCGUCCGCUACACGUGGGACACCGGCGACGACAAGUACGCCUACCGCUUCUUCCACACGGGUUUCUGGCUGUCGUGCGAGGAGAACAUCUACAAAGAAGGCGAGCAAUGCCGCAGCUUCGUGGAUCUCAUCCCCUCCGCCGAGCGCGGCGUGCUGUGGCUGGCCAUCACGUCCGAGGCCCUGUACAUCGGCCUGCUGGCGAUCGGCUUCCUCCUGAUGUGUCUGGAGCUGUGCCAGCAGCGCAACAUCGUCGGAGCGCUGCGGCUCAACGCGUUCGCGUCGGUGUUCACCGUGCUGGCCGGUCUGCUGGGCAUGGUGGCCCACAUGAUGUACACCACCGUGUUCCAGGUGACGGCGCACCUAGGGCCUGAGGACUGGAGGCCUCAGAGCUGGGACUACGGCUGGUCCUUCUGCCUGGCCUGGGUCUCGUUCACCUGCUGCAUGGCGUCCUCGGUGACGACGCUCAACACGUACACCAAGACCGUCCUCGAGUUCCGCCACCGCCGCAAGGUCUUCCAGCAGAAGCUGCGAGAGAGGGACGUCUUCAUGGACCCCGAGGUCCUGCUCGGCCUGUGGCCCGGCACAGCCAAGCGCUGCAACCCUGAUGAAGGAGACUUGGAGCUGGGCAUCAGAUCUGCCGCGGCCGCCCUCACCGAACACUGCGGCGACUCCCGCUCCUCGCGGCAUCCCGACCACGGGCCGCCCAACCUGUGGCCCGGCAGCGGCGCGGCGCUCCGAGGGGCGGCCGAGGCCGUCAUCCUGGCCCACGGGCUGCAGCCCUCUGACGGUGGCGCUGGUAGCGGCGGUACAAUACGCGAGCAUCACGGCCCCGGCGUGGCUGCGAGCCGGAAGAAUGCUGCACGGGAGCCGUUCUCGAGCUGCGGCCGACACGCGCUCCGGGGGGCGGCCGAGGCGCUGGCGAUGGCCCACGGCUCGAUGGAGAGCGAGCGGGGACCGCACGGCGUGUUCGUGAACCCCCAACGCCAAGCCUCGGUCGAGGACAAAAUGUACUGAGCGCGGCGCGACGGACCGCCGGUCGAAUGCGCGGGGAGUGGCGGUGGUGGGUGGGGGGUGGGCGAUGUGCUAGCGAGGCUUCGUCCUAAGAUCAGCCUCUGGGUUUUUUGCUUUUAAUAUUUACAUUUAUUAUUUUUAAAAUUUUAUUUUAUUAUUAUUUUAUUUUAUAUCUACGUGACUUUACCGAAAGAACCAAGAAUAUCAGCUUGUGUACCAAGCGCGGCGCUUGCCGUAACGGCGUGCUGGGGAGAAUUGUCGUAACGUGUUUCAUUUCAUUUCUCCGGUGAGGGUUUUUCUUUUUCUGCCCCCCAAGGUCAUUCCCGGUUUGUGCGGCCGGCGUCGUCAGGCGAGGGAUCCGUUAAGGAAUUUUCUCGGAGCGGUGCGAACAUUUCUGUUUGAGAACGGCCCGGGCAGGGAAGGAGUUUUUUUGUUGUAAAGUUUAUUUUUAUGGAGCUUGUUAAGAUUUUCGCUUGCACUCUUCAAUGAGCUUUCUUUGUCGCGUGACGGUGAAACAGAUGAUUUGUUUUUGCCAAUUCAGGCUUUCGCCACGCACGACUGCGGCGAAAGUUCAACACGUGGCCCAAUCCAGAACGGCAUUCGGACCCUCCAAAUGAUAAUAAUUCUUUAUACUUUUCCUGAAAAAGCAUAAUUUAAUCUCAAGACUCCUUUUCAUAAUGGUGCUGACAAUUUAUCGAUUUCAUUUUACAGUAUUAUGCUAUUCCUUUAUUUGUGUUGCUUUUAUUAAAAAAAUAACAACCCCAUCUUUUUUCACAAUGUUUACGAUGCUUUGUACAAUAUUGUGUGCAUGCGUGCGCGUGUGUGAUCGUGACUUUUAAAAAGCAAUGGUAAGAAUGAGCUCUCAGAAAGUUGCAAUGAUUUUACGUCCACAAAACAAAGCGAAACAAGAAUUUAAGUGGGGCGUGAAUGCUGACAUUUGCAGUGGUAACACAGUGCCUGGAAUUUGCGAGGGGAAGUCUGGGUUAACGAGUGUUCCCCGAGUUUCCAAUUUACUUUCUAUCCAACCGUCAAUUAAUUUCGUUAGAAACAAUAAAUAUUCGCUUAGUUAACAGCGAGACGACCACUGAGGGACCUUGGGGAGGGAGGGAGGGGGGAAACCCCCAAAGAACUGAGGCAGAGAGGUUCAACAAACUGAGAGCAACCCAAGAAAGUGAAAUGAAAUUCCAUGACACUGAGGCACAGAAACAUUUAAACUGUGACGCAGGCACGGGCUGCUCCACUUUUGGGGUGGCGGGAGUUACCAAAUGAGUCGGCAGAACGGUUACAACCACGUGCCAACGUUGACCCAACGUUAACGUGCCAACUUUGGCCCAACGCGUCACGUUAAACUGGGAAGGAAAGGAUGGCGAGGUGUAACGUCCAUCGACAAGGCGAGACGGGGCGUGGUCCGAACAUUAUUUAAAUACAAACGUUUCAGACUCGAUCACAAUAACAUAUAUUACUUCCUCAUUGUGUGAAGGUUAAUCGUCGUCAGCCUUCAUCUAUUCACUGCUGGAUAAAGUGCUCCCCAUCCCGUCGCCGUUGUUGACAAGCUACGCGAUGUUACGCCGUACUGAGUACUUAUUAAUGCCAACCACAUUGGUUAUUAUAUUCUUAGCUCUUUCGGUAAAGUCACGUUGAAGGGAAACAAUAAAAUACAUAUAAAACAAUA
Messenger RNA from Petromyzon marinus (sea lamprey), 3150 nucleotides. Its product is annotated as germ cell-specific gene 1-like protein. NCBI's taxonomy places the organism in Eukaryota, Metazoa, Chordata, Hyperoartia, Petromyzontiformes, Petromyzontidae. Gene Ontology annotation, cellular component: plasma membrane. The record is from RefSeq and is a predicted model, not a curated record.